CCUACCUAGCCAGAACUCCAAAGGGAGCACUGAGGCUGCCAGCAUGUUUGCAAGGUUGUUUGGGCACAGGCCUCUAGCCACACUGCGGAAAACAGGUGCUUUCUGUAGGAGCCAUGGCACCAGAAUGACACUGGCGAGGACAACCCCUUUGCCCGAAACGGAGGGCUCAGUGAAGAGUAGGCUGGCAUCUCCUAGAACUUUUUCAGGUCACAGAGCAUUCAGAAAUGAAAGAAGACCAACCAAGUUUGACAAAAAGGUACUGCUGUGGUUGGGACGGUUCAAAAAAGAAGAAGACAUCCCACACCUCUUGUCAGUUGAAGUCCUCAAGGCUGCUCAGAGCCAGCUGAGGAUCCGAAUCUGCUACAUCAUGAUUGCAUUGACUCUGCUAGGAUGCAUGGCCAUGAUCACCUCUGGUAAAAUGGCUGUCAAAAGAGAAGACACGCUGCUGAAGAUAAACGCAGAGAAGAAAGCUAAGUGGAGAGCGGAAGGACAGGUGGAAAAGGAAGCAAUGGCCCGAAAAUCUGAGCAACCAUGAAAGGGAUAAUCCCAAAGGAUGACCAGUGGUCCAUACAGAGAGCGCCAUCAGGCAGAUGCUCCUCUAAGACUUGGGUCUCUACUUUAUACCUGAUAGGAAAACAAUCAUUUCCUUUUUAUUGUAACUGUAGACAGCCUAAUGGAAUCCAGAGGGGAACCAAUCUCAAGACUUCAGUAUUUAAUUCUGCCCAUAGACUGUGACCAUUUAAAAUACUUCCAUCUUUCAGACCUGAGUUGGACAGUGGAGAACGUCUGGACUCAGCUGAGCAUUUCUGACUAGAGGACAACCAUCACCUGUGACCAAAUCUCUCUCUGUACACCAGCCUUUCUGAACCUGGUGCCAUCCAGAGGCUGCUGGACUGCAGUGCUGGACACAAUUGGCUGGGGCUGGUGGAAGCUGGAAAUCCAAACCAUUGAGGAAGGCUGGCCUUUGCCAAACUGUUAUAUGC
This is a messenger RNA of Podarcis raffonei (Aeolian wall lizard), 983 nucleotides long. Its product is annotated as protein FAM162B-like. NCBI's taxonomy places the organism in Eukaryota, Metazoa, Chordata, Lepidosauria, Squamata, Lacertidae. The transcript has 4 exons. The coding region runs from base 44 to 535 and encodes 163 amino acids. The record is from RefSeq and is a predicted model, not a curated record. Gene Ontology annotation, cellular component: mitochondrion. Gene Ontology annotation, biological process: positive regulation of release of cytochrome c from mitochondria; cellular response to hypoxia; neuron apoptotic process.